ACACACACACACACGCACACACAUCCACACACACACACGCACACACAGUCCAAACCCCCAGAAAAAGCCCUGCUGAAUCCUCACACCGUCUGUCAGCAUGGGGAGCGCUUGUUUUUCCCGGGACGUUUGUUUGUUUAUCCUCCUCAUAAAUACUUGCAGGGUGAUGGGGAAUGUCGGACCCGCAGAUGCAGACGAGUGCGCAGAGGGUUCGGACGACUGCCACAUCGACGCCCUCUGCCAGAACACACCCAAGUCCUAUAACUGUAUAUGCAAACCGGGCUACAAGGGAGAUGGCAAGCAGUGUGAAGAUAUGGACGAGUGUGAGAACGACUACAAUGGGGGCUGUGUGCAUGAAUGCAUCAACAUACCUGGCAACUACAGGUGCACCUGCUACGAUGGAUUCAUGCUGGCCCACGACGGACACAACUGCCUGGAUGUAGAUGAGUGUGUGGACAACAACGGUGGAUGCCAGCAAGUCUGUGUCAACACCAUGGGGAGCUACGAGUGUCAGUGCACAGAUGGCUUCUUCCUCAGCGACAACCAGCAUACCUGUAUCCACCGCUCUGACGACGGGAUGAACUGCAUGAACAAGGACCACGGCUGCGCCCACAUCUGCAGAGAGGCUCCAGGCAAAGGCGGGGUGUCGUGUGAGUGCCGUCCUGGCUUUGAACUGGCCAAAAACCAGAAAGACUGUACAUUGACGUGCAACUAUGGAAAUGGCGGUUGUCAACACACAUGUGAUGACACGGACACAGGGCCGGUGUGUGGCUGCCACCAGAAGUAUGCCCUGCACUCGGACAGCAAGACCUGCAUCGAGAAAGAUGAGGCUGCAAUUGAGAGCUCUGAGUUCAAUGCCACGUCAGUAGCUGAUGUGGACAAGCGGGUGAAACGGCGGCUACUUAUGGAGACCUGCGCUGUCAACAACGGUGGCUGCGAUAGGACAUGUAAAGACACAGCCACAGGGGUGCGCUGUAGCUGCCCCGUGGGAUUCACUCUGCAGCCCGAUGGCAAAACCUGCAAAGACAUCGACGAAUGCCAGGAGAACAACGGAGGCUGCGAUCACUUCUGCCGGAAUACAGUGGGCUCAUUCGAAUGCAGCUGCCAGAAAGGCCACAAACUGCUCACUGAUGAACGCACAUGCCAAGACAUUGACGAAUGCUCCUUUGAGAGAACCUGUGACCACACCUGCAUCAACUACCCCGGCAGCUUUGAGUGCCUGUGCAACAAGGGAUACAUCCUGUACGGCCUCACUCACUGUGGAGACAUCGAUGAGUGCAGCAUCAGCAAUGGGAGCUGUGAGUACGGCUGCAUAAACACCCAAGGAAGCUACGAGUGUGUGUGUCCACCUGGACAGAAACUCCACUGGAACAAGAAAGAUUGCAUUGAGGCGGUGAAGUGUCUGCCCAAUGGGAAGCCGGCGCCCCGAGCCCAACUGACGUGCACCAAGAGCGGAGGGGCAGAGGUCUGCUCACUCUCCUGCCCCUCCAACGCCCUCUUCCUUGCAGACUCAGAGAACAGCUACACACUGAGCUGUGGGGUGCCCGUCCAGCCUGGUAAAGCUCCCCAGAAGAGGAAUGCUACCACUGCUUUACCCACCUGUGCUGACACACUGGCCCCACCCAUCAAACAGAAGGCCAGGUUUAAGAUCAAAGAUGCCAAGUGUCACCUGAGACCUCGCAACAAGGAGAAGCACAGAGAUUCAUCCAAGCAGAAUCUGCAGGGAGGCCAGUUCCCUUGCACUGACGACUGCCAGGUGACUUUUGUCAACCUCAAGUGCGACUCGUCUAAGAAGCGCAGACGAGGACGCAAAUCUCCUUCCAAAGAGGUUUCCCACAUCACAGCUGAGUUUGAGAUGGAGAUGAAGGAGGAGGAGGCCUCGGACUCGUGUAAUGUGGACUGUGUGCGGGAAAGGAUGAAGCAGAAGCUGCAGAGCGCCAUGCGGACACUCAGGAAGUCCAUCAACAAGCAGCAGUUCUACAUCCAGUUCUCUGGGACCGAGUACGAGGUAGCCCAGAAACCUUCCAGGGUACCAGAGGGAGCUGAGUCCUGCAGCACGGGACAAGUUUUCCGAGAUGGAAAAUGUGUGAGCUGUGGCGUGGGGACAUUCUACAGCGGGGAGCAGGAGCAGUGUGUCCAGUGUCCACCUGGUACGUACCAGGACACGGUGGGUCAGCUGUCCUGCGAGCCAUGUCCCAGCACUGAAGGACAGGGCAUUGCUGGGGCCAAGAACGUGUCUCAGUGUGGAGGUCAGUGUCCAGCGGGUCACUUCUCUGCUGACGGCUUCCGUCCAUGCCAGCCCUGUCCCCUGGGCUCCUACCAGCCAGAACCAGGCCGUGUCCUCUGCUUCCCCUGUGGAGGAGGUCUCAUGACCAAGUAUGAAGGAUCAAUGUCCUUCAGGGACUGUGAGGCCAAAGUACACUGUGCUCCUGGACAUUACUACAACUCUAGCACCCACCGCUGUAUCCGCUGCCCAGCAGGAACCUACCAGUCUGAGUUUGGGCAGAACUACUGCAUCACCUGUCCUGGGAACACCACUACUGACUUUGACGGCGCUACCAAUGUCUCCCACUGCAAAAAUCAGCUGUGUGGAGGUGAGCUUGGAGAAUACACAGGCUACAUUGAGUCUCCUAACUACCCUGGCGAUUACCCAUCCAAUGUGGACUGUGUCUGGACCAUCAACCCACCACACAAGAGGCGGAUUCUCAUUGUGGUACCAGAGAUUUUCCUCCCCAUCGAGGAUGAGUGUGGAGACGUGCUGGUCAUGAGGAAGAGUGCCCUCCCCACCUCCAUCACCACCUACGAGACGUGUCAGACCUAUGAGCGGCCCAUCGCUUUCACCUCGCGCUCUCGCAAGCUGUGGAUUCAGUUUAAGUCCAAUGAGGGCAACAGUGGCAAAGGCUUCCAAGUUCCAUAUGUCACCUAUGAUGAGGACUACCAGCAGCUGAUAGAGGACAUAGUGCGAGAUGGCAGGCUCUACGCUUCCGAGAACCACCAGGAGAUACUGAAGGACAAGAAGCUGAUAAAGGCCCUGUUUGAUGUGUUGGCUCAUCCCCAGAACUACUUCAGGUACACAGCACAGGAGUCCAAAGAGAUGUUCCCUCGCUCCUUCAUCAAGCUGCUGCGCUCCAAAGUCACCAGGUUCCUAAGGCCAUACAAAUAGAUGGGGCCUCUCCACUGUACUGUUAAAGACCCUUGUCAUCCUGCGUCAAUCCAAAUCCAGCAACCUAAAUGUAACCCCCCACGCCCACCCCCAAUGUCUACUUCUACCCUGCUUAGGUCAAUACAUUGAUGUACCCGUUCUAUGACUAAACAUCUUCAUUUUCUGUAUUUGUCUUCAAUCCUAUUUGUCACAUGAUGCCUUUCCUCAUCUUUGACCCCUUUCAUUAGUAACACAUCAUUAACUUACACCCUUCCCUCCAGUUAGUGCAGCUUUUUGGAUAAGGUUUGACCGAUAUGGGUUUUUGCAGGCCAGCAUUCAUUUUAUGAUUUUUAUAAUGUAGCAGAAGAUGCCUGACAUAUAUAUAUAUAUAUAUAUAUAUAUAUAUAUAUUGUGUGUGUGUAUAUAUUGUUUCUUUAAAUUUGACCAUUUCAUACCAAACAUGUUCAAGUAUCGACUUUUUUCUCAGUUUGGUAUGGUAACAUUUAGCAGAACCUUAAGGCUAUGUCAGUGAAGGUGCAAUAUCUGCAAUAUUGGUGGUGAAUGUAAUUGAAAAUCAAAUUCCAAGUUAAGUACUUUGCAACAAUAUGAAGAGUAGAUAUGAAUGAGUUCAGAAACAUGGUCAGACCUUCACAUGCUUGUCAGAGGUCAGUUUCAGUAACAAGCACAUCAUAUCAUGAAAGGAAGCCUGUAUAUUAGGUGUUACAGUGGCUUUUUAUUUUACUUUAACAUUUGUUAUUGACUAGCCUAAAAGUUAACAAGGCAAAUCAAGCUGGGUUGGCAGGUUGAUACCACUCGUAUGUGUGUAUGCUAAAUAUGAAGCAACAGCCAUCUUAGCUUAGCAUAAGGACUAGUGAUGGUCAAACAGCUAGCCUGGCUCUGUCCAGAGGCAACACAAUCCUUCUACCAGUAACACUGAAGUUCAUUUAUUAACAGGUUAUUUUUGGUUUGUGUAAUCAGUUGUUGGCCAGGGGCAGUAACCCCCUGCUCCUUUCUCGUCCUUGUAAAAGCAGUUGGUUUUUUGUACCUUCUGACAGAGCAAGACUACUUGUUUCCAUUUGUUUCCUUAAGCUAACCGGCUGCUGGUUAUAGCUUUACAUUUGCGUGGAUAUGAGUGUUAUUGGAAGGAAAGUAAAUAUCCCAAAAUUUCUAUAUCUUUAAAUAUUGUUUAGUAGUAAUGUGUAAAGAAUGAAAACACAUCUGGUGUUAGCAUGUGUUUGGUGAUCUGAUCACAAGUGGACAGCUGAGACAAACCUGUGUCUAUAAUGCAUCUCAUAUUUUUCGGAUGUCAGAAUUUCCGGGUUGCAAGUUUAAAAUUUUAAAGGGAAUACCUCCUGAAGUCUAUUAUCUGAUUUGGAAAGUUGGAGAAACCUCAACCCCAACCUCAAAAUUUAGUAUGACUGCUCACAACAGUAGUGAAAGCUGUUGUAAUGCACCGUUUAGCACCUUUGUAUUGUUUGUGUCUCAUUAAAUCAGUCAUACACACAGUACUAUCAAACUUCUAUCUGUGGACAUGUUGCUUCGCUGUUUGUAUGCACAAAAUACCGUGUAAUAUGUUGUUAUCAACUGGUAUUAUGAAAAAUGGCUAACUUGGCCAGAGACUGGUAAUUCUAACAACAUCUUGGUUUUCGAACUUGUCGUAGUGGAACGUGGUCAACUUCAGUGUGACAUCAAUCCCAGUUCCGACUUUCAACUUCCAAGGUAAAUGGAGUAAAUUGAAUGCAGCAUUGUUAAUGCUUACAGCCACAUUCGCAGUUAUUACAUCCGCACUCUCGCUAGCUGCUUGCUAGCAUGCUUGCAUGUCAUAUUAGCAGUUUUGUCAGUAACGCUGGAGAUAUUGCUGUCAGCAGAAUUCAGCACAUUUCCCUUCAUAGGGCAAAAUGAUGGGUGGUCACGCAACACUUAAUCUAACUUGUAAAAUGGGCAAGUUAUAGAGCAUUAGCGCACUGUCACCCAAAAAAAACCCUGCACUGAUGAUGUAUUCCUUGAUGGGGGGGCAUUGGUGAUGACACCACAAAAGUAGGCACAGAUACUUCCAGUCACCUCUCAGCUCUGUUAAAAUUGUGCUAAAUUUAGUCUAUGUCUAGUAGUUUGUCUUUUAUGCAAGACUUGGUGGUGCUUUCUGUUGUUGGCUUUGGAAGGUGGUGGCGUGUGGCUGUGGGUCACUCAUCAGGAAGAGGAAAUCAACUCAUUAGUCUGUAAACUGUCCUUCUGCUGACUAGAGGUUAAGGUUUUUAAAUGGUAACAUCAAUAAACAUCGAAGAAAGAUAGAGAAGUAAUGGACACCAGCUGAACUAGCAUCAUGCUUCCCUUCCUACAGGCACUUGAAUAAACUGGAUGACUUCCAUGCCUGCUUCAUUUUCCAACUGACUAUCACAAAGUGUAAUAUCCUCUGAUUCACCAAACUUAAGAUAAGAUCUGGACAGCACCAUUCAACCAGAAGGUUUUUUAUGCUGAUCUAACAGAGUAAAGGACUCUGUCAAGAGAGGGAGAGGAGGUGUGUGCUUUGUGGUGCAUAAAGACUGAUGGUGUAGUUGUGUAGUUGUGAGAUGCUGUUGUGCUCUUGCUGUGUAUCACUACUAUAAUGUUAAGUAAGUAAGUAAGUAAGUAAAUUUAUUUAUAUAGCACUUCUUACAGAGAGGACUCACAAAGUGCUUCACAAGAUAAAAUACAAAAAAUACAAUAACAGAAACAAUGCAAAAUACACAAAAACAAAUAAAAAGUAAAGUGUAGCGAAAUACAGAGAUGAUACAAUGGACAAUUAAUGGAACGCAAGCCUAAACAGAUGUGUUUUUAACCGCUUUUUAAAAAUGUCCACGGAAGAGGCCGCUGUCAGCUCAUGAGGUAGUACAUUCCACCAUUUCGGUGCAACAGCCUUAAAGGCUUUAUCACCUAAAGAGUUAAAGAGUUGGCUGUAGAGAGGAGCCCCUGCCAGUGUUUGGCUGGAGCAACCAUGCGGAUGUGUCAGUAUGUGUGGACAGUUAAAUGAUUCCACAGCCAGAAACCAUGGAUUACCAGAACCAUCGAGUAAUAUAGACAAUUAGAAGGCAACAGCCAACAAUGUAAGAAGAUGUGAAAAAGGACUUAACUGCAGAGCACAAGUUAAAGGAGCUGAUGGGAUCACUUCACUGGAGUCUUACCUUGUAUAAUUCCAUGUGACAAAUAAAUGAUUGAUGGAUAUGACAUCAAAUGCAUCCCAGACCACGUUGGCAAGUGGUUCGAGUGAUCGAAUCACAGCGCAUCCUUGUGGUCGUUUACACUUGUAUUUGGGGCUGUCCACUGGUGAUUGGUUGACCCAAAAUUCAUGUUAGUAGCAGGUAUAAACAGGCUCACUAAUUAUUGUUAUCAUGUGUUCCUAAAGUCACUGUACAUAUUACGGUAAAGUGGUACUCCCAGUAUUUAGUAAAUGGACAGUAUCAUAUCGGUCAAACCCUAUUUUUGCACACUAUAUAUUGAUUUUUCUUCUCUCCCAACCAUCUACAGAUUUCUGCACCUUCAUUAACACAUUAUUGUAUUCCCUUCCCCCACCUCUCUCAUUUUAUUUUGCUCUGCUUUGUUUUCUGUGUUGUUGUUUUGUUUUUGUAAUAUUUAUACUGAACAUGCCAGAACUUGCAGAAGCCCACAUCACAGAUGUACAACGCAUAUACAGAUGUGUUAUACGCAUGUGUUUGUGUAGACAUACACACAAGUACAUGCAUGAUAUGUUGAGACGUAUUGGCCCACAAAGUGUACAUGGAUGUAUCCUGAACUGGAUUUCUUUAUUGGCCCCAGUGUGCACGACACAGACAUGAGAAAAUAACUGGUGCACUUAAAACAUAAUUUAACACCAAACAACAAUUUGAAAUAAAUAAAUAAAUGUUGAAGUGGGGAAAUCUAAAACAUUCCACCUUAAGUGGGUGCUUUAUCCAUUUGAGCACAGGGAAAGAAUAAAUGGGGUGAAUCAGAAAGUCUAUAUUGUAAUUUUUUUAAAUAAAAAAGAUAUAUAACAAGAUGAGAAAAACUACCUGCAAGUAACAGAUUGUUACUUAAGAGAGAAAUGUAUGUGAUGUAACUAAUAUUUGGAACUUUAAUUGCACUUGAAUUUUAUAUUUUAAACUGUAGGAAAAAAAAAGAUCUAAGUUACGUGUUUGUUACCUUUUUGUGCUGUUUUGAAAAUGUGCCACAUGUGGUGGUGAUGAGAGAGAAAGAUGGUAGUGUCUCCUCCUUGUCCUCACUCUGUAGCUUGCAGUGACCCCCAAAUCCCUCAGUUACAGUUGCUUCAAGUCUCAUUCAUACACACAGCAAGAAAAAAGCUUCAGUAUCUCAAAACUAAUGUGCACAGAGUAAAGGCAGUGGAAGCAAUAUCACUUAAACUUGCCACCAUCAUCACAGUUUGUCUGUUUUCUCUACCAAGUCCUGCUUCAUCCCUCAAACAUGUCCUAUAGCUGCCAGAGAGAAGGAGCAUCAUCAUUAAAGCUUCUUGUAUGAUGGCAUCACUUACACACUACACACAGUAUAUGCCUGUUUCUAAAAAAACUAUUUACAAAAUCUGCAUUCAACCAGAUGCAAUCUCUUUCCAUUAAGUAGGAAGUAUAGUGUGUAUACUAUGCUUUUCUUUUAUAACCCAACUAAAUGUUUCGUGUCAGUCCCAAUGGUACUAAUAUGUCUAUGAAAUCCUAUACCAUGUAUUGAAGAUGGGCUCUAUAUCUGCACAAUGCGACUGGAGAUAAAAACAUGUAUGUGUCAGUCUGGAGGUGAAUGUAGUGGCAGGGUCACAGUCAGAAUAAGAGUGUAUGUGUGUUCGUAGCACUUGCAGCGUCUCCUGUAAGCCAGUGAACUUUAUCUGUGUUUUGUGUUGUUUCAUAAAGAAGCCUCCCCCUGAAACAUGAUACAAAUGUAAAUGUAACAUUCCAUAUUGUUGUUAAAGCUCCUCUAGAAAUUUAACUCACGUUAAGUGUGUCAUUCAUGAGAAGAGGAAGCUUCUAGUCUUUGUGCUGAGCACGAGGAACACGAGGGAGUGUCAGUGCUCAUCUAGAGCUUAUUAAAGCUCAGCAAUUAGAAAUGUAAGGACCAUACUGGAGGUUUUACAUGUUCUAGCCCAUCAAAUCAUGUAUACUGCUUUGUAUGUUCGAAAGCUUAGGGUUUUAAGUUCCCUACUUUACAGGUGGCCAAUGUUUUCACUUCAUUUCAGUAUGCUGCACCCUCAGGGCUUUCUGCCAGAAAGAGAUUUAUUGGUUAAAGUUUGGGAAGAAAAUGUAGUUUGGGUUAAGAUGAUUAGAUUUCUGCCAGAGUAACAUGAAAAUGGCAACACAUUCUCACUCCAAGCUCAUCACAUAUUGACGCUGGGUCAUGGACUUUCCAUUUCGAGAUAUGAUGUGCAAGGUACCCUGGAUACGUUGUUUGUUGAAGUGUCAACUUCAGCCUAUUACAUGCAUUGUCUGUUUUAAAAAUACACUUCAGUUUGCAUACAGGGUCUUUCAAAAUGAAUGCACUACAUCGGUACAACACAGCCAAUUGAAGCUUUUGUCCUUCAACAACAAACACACAUGAUUACGUUUGGCCAACACACGCACGUUAUUAGGUUAAGGAAAAAAGAACAGGGUUUGGAUUUACAAUCUUACAAGAAGUGAACACGGGCCUCCAAGGUAAAAGCUGGUGGUUGUUGGACCCAUCUACCACCACUUCCGCCCUCCCUUCUCUGACUUUCACCCUAUUAACUUAUGUUGUUGUCCGUCUGCGUUUCCCUCUCCUGAGGCCGCUGACAUGAAAAGACGGGCUUUUUUGUUAGUGUCUGAUGUUGAUGUCAACGACUUGGGAGUGAGACCGGGUUGAAAAUGCACACAGCCUCCAUAAUUAUUAUGUGAUGGUGGGCAUGAAAUGUGUUCAAAUUUCAUGCUGGCAACACAAAAACAAUGCCAAUGCAAAGUCUAUUGCGAACAUUCACAGUUUCAACACGUCGUUGAUAUGGUUAAAGAUGGGAUUCCAGUUUAGUUAUUUGUAGGGAGAGAAUAAAACAACAAAAAACACUUUGGAAAAAUAGUUUGGAAAAGAUUAUGGUUUCAGUUCAAAUAGCUGCAUACAGGACAUAAAUGAUGUAAACCUGCGUAGUUAUGUGAAGUAUCAAGCCAUUCUCAUUUACACAUUGUCAGAUACCAGUGCUUUGUCAGCCCCCCAGUGUCUCCUAGUGAUGCACAGGGCACCCCUUUGCGUCUGUGUAUAUUGCACAGCUAACACAUUGUGACAUAUGGUUAAUGUUGUGCAGCAUACUCUCAUAGAACAGUUUGUAUGACAUCCUAUGAAAAAUGCAUGCACAACGGUUUGUAUGAUAUCCUACAAAUUUGCACCCCAUGAAUACCAUUUAGUCCAUAAUGUAAAUUUACAUAAUUAACGUAAAGUUACAGAGGUUAAAUUUAGGCCAUAAAAAGACUCAAAGUUCACACAGCCUGCCUCCUUACAAGCACUCGUGACAGCUUCCUUGUUUACUGCCAUCAGGGCAUUGGUCAUGUGAUUGCAGCCUUUCAAAAUAUAUGGGAUAUGUGCAAAUUUGAGUACACUGCUUUAUGUAGGAAAACAUACUAAAAAAUCGUGAUGACAGCCUGUGUUGUGGAUCAGUGACAGUUAGGCGACAAAACUGCUUGGUUAGGUUUAGGAAAAAGAGGGUAAAAAUAAGUUACAUCACUGCACGAUGAUCUCACAUAAAUUGCAUAACACCAGAUUAAAAUAACACUGACUUUGGGUUUCACAAGGGACACAAACUGUGAUCUCCUGGAUGAGAGUCAAGUUUUGUUUGACCCAUCUACCUCCCUUCCCUCUCACCAUAUACGGACUUUCUCACUCGUUAUACUACAAAAGUUGCUCUCAGCGUCAAAUAUGGCCACAGAUGGGUUUACACUGGAGUUAGUUGAAAAUCUAGUGGGUCUCAUAAAGACAUAAAAGGCUGCAUUUGGCAUCGACAUCACAUGCCAAGGGGCGUGGCAAAGUGUUAAUAUUUGACACCCAGGGAAUGAGAAGGGGUUAAAGUACCUACGUGAAAUACUUUGCAUAGAUGUGUAAGGUCCGUAAAGUCACGUCACCAGAUUGAGAUUUUGGUUUCACCCUGGACAUGAACAGUGGUCGCCUGGUUGAAAGUCCAUGUUUGUAUGACCCAUCCACCAUCCCUCCUACCCAUGCUAUGCAGAUUUUUUGCUCUUUUUAUUUAAUUUGUGUGUCCACCACGGGAACAGAUCCUCAUUGACUUUGCAUUGGCACUGUUUUUGUGUUGCCUGCACAUCAACACAUAAUAUGUUCAUGUAUCGUGGGCUUGAUACUCUCAUGUCUGUAUGGUAAAUGUAUAACUAAAGCCAGCAGACUUUUAGCUUGGCUAAGACUUGAAACAGGGGGAAACAGUUAGUCUGGAUCUGUCCAAAGCGAAGAACUCCUGCCUGCCAGCACCUCUAAAGCCCACUGAUUAACACGUCACAUCUGAAUAGAUUUAUCUGUAUAGAAAAUUUCACCCCAGACUCUAUAUAUAUUAUUAUUUGACUAUUGAUAUUUGACUAGUUCAGAGUGAGAAUGUGUUGAAAAUAUGUUGAUAAGUGAUCUUGCAGAAGCUGAGUGGUGGCUUUUGUUAUCUUUGAACAGAGCCAGGUUAACCGUUUUACCCAUUUCUAGUCUUUGUGCUAAGAUAAGUUAACUGGUUGCCCAUGGUAGCUUCACAUUUGCCAUACAGAAGUGAGAGGGCUAUUAAUUCUUUCAUCUAACUCUGGGCUACUAAGCAAGUAAGUGUGUUUCCCAAAAUGUCAAACUAUUUCUUAAAGAUAAAUAAUCCACCACAGUGCAUCAUUACUUUAUUUAUUUUUUGUAAGCUUUGUUUGUGUAGUAAUGCAUGUGUAAGCAUGGACCAUAUUCAGAGUCCUCCUCUGCUAUGUUCUGGGACAUACUGAGAUUUUCUUUUAUUCGGCUGUUGAGCAGCAGCUUUUUAAACCAAUCUCAUUGCCAGAAUUAACAAAACAGUCAAAUACAGUAAGCUUCAUGUUAAACACAACCUCUGCACUAUCCCCCUGAAUAUUUGGAAUAUGUGCAUAUGUCCCCUCCACUAAAAGCAAGAAAAUUGGACAUAAAGUUUGACAAAAUUAAAGAGAUGUACACCACAAAUUGAUGCAGAAAAGGCAAAAAGGAAAAGGAAAAUUUCAAAUUAAGUUAUUGAUGCCCAACACCCCCCCCCCCCCCCGCCAAAAAAAAAAAAUCCAACAAAGCCCUACAACGCAAUGCUUUUCAGCAUCAAACUUUUGAUUGUCACAGUAUACUGAAAUGAAACCCAUGAGACAGGAAGCUAGUUAAUAAAUCAGUUAAAACCUUGUACUUUGAAAACGGUCUGCAGUGAUGUAUUUGUAUUUAAUGUGCUGUGCAGACAAAACCACAGGUAUGGUCCUGCAGAGCUCUGAGCUGGUCAAGUCAAGGGGGUUAUUCUAAAUAAGGUAAACGAUGAAAACCAAUAACAAAAUGGCAAAAAAUGUAUUCAAUUAGGCAUAUUUUUACAGGCAUUGGUUGAUAAUCACCCCCCUGAAAGUAGAUAUACUCUUUAAUUGUAAACCCACAUGACAAUGAGGUCACUGGAUCAUGAGAUAAUUUCCCAAAACAAAAGCAUCCUGUCAUUAGGUAUUGUUUCCAGGCCUUGACAAAUAGUCACCACACAGACAAGUUAAGGUGCGGCCUACUUCCU
This is a messenger RNA of Epinephelus fuscoguttatus (brown-marbled grouper), 11837 nucleotides long. RefSeq names its product signal peptide, CUB domain, EGF-like 1 (gene scube1). The record is from RefSeq and is a predicted model, not a curated record. The transcript is spliced from 23 exons. Gene Ontology annotation, cellular component: cell surface. The coding region runs from base 98 to 3160 and encodes 1020 amino acids. Lineage: Eukaryota; Metazoa; Chordata; Actinopteri; Perciformes; Serranidae. Gene Ontology annotation, molecular function: calcium ion binding. Gene Ontology annotation, biological process: signal transduction.